GCCGGGAGCUGGCGCGCGGGCCGGGCAGCGGGGGCCGAGGGGGUUGUUUCAGUUUCUGGCGCGAACUUCCGCGGUUGCGAAGUUGCAAGAGCGAUCUGCGCGAUGUCCGGGGACAGCAGCGGGCGCCGGUCGGAGGGUCGGGCCCGGGGCCGCGAUCCGCACCCGCAUCGGGAUCGCACCCGCUCCCGCUCCCGCUCGCGGUCCCCGCUGUCGCGCCGCGCCGCCGCGCCGGAGCGCAGGGAGGCCCCCGAGCGCCCGAGCCUGGAGGACACCGACCCGUCCGAUUCCGGGGACGAGGCGAUCGACCCGGCCUGCUUGGAGGCGGAGUACGACCAGGGCCUGUGCCGCCAGAUCCGCCAUCAGUACCGGGCGCUCAUCAACUCCGUCCAACAAAACCGAGAGGACAUACUGAAUGCCAGUGACAAAUUGACAGAGGUCCUUGAAGAGGCCAACACUCUGUUUAAUGAAGUGUCUCGAGCAAGAGAAGCGGUCCUAGACGCGCAAUUUCUUGUUCUGGCUUCAGAUUUGGGCAAAGAGAAAGCAAAGCAGCUACGCUCUGACAUGAACUCUUUUGACAUGCUGAGAUAUGUGGAGACUCUACUGACACACAUGGGUGUAAACCCUCUAGAGGCACAAGAACUCACCCGUGGUGAAGACAGAUCUGGCUUUGAGUUCAUACUCUAUGACUCCUGGAAAAUCGCAGGCAAAACAGCAGAGAAAACCCUUAAUAAAACGCACACGUUCCACUUUCUGUUGGGUUCAAUACAAGGAGAGGCCCCUGUGCCAAAACCACGAAUUGAUCGUCCAAGACAGCCUCGUAUGGUGGAAGAGCAGCGGGCAAUGCCGGCUCAGCUGAAAUGCAUGGAAGAAUCUCACCAAGAGGCAACUGAAAAGGAAGUAGAGAGGAUCUUGGGGUUGCUGCAGACAUAUUUUAGAGAAGACCCGGACACUCCAAUGUCCUUUUUUGACUUUGUGGUUGAUCCGCACUCUUUCCCCCGCACAGUGGAAAACAUCUUUCAUGUUUCCUUCAUUAUACGGGAUGGUUUUGCAAGAAUAAGACUUGACCAAGACCGACUGCCAGUAAUAGAGCCCGUUAAUAUUAAUGAAGAAAGUGAGAGAAUUGACCACAACUCCCAAAUCAGGAGUCAAGGAAUCAUAGCUUUGAGUUAUCAUGACUGGGAGGAGAUCGUGAAAACCUUUGAGAUUUCUGAGCCCGUGAUUGCUUUGAGUCAGAGCCAGCAGAGGCUGAGUACUUGAUGCAGCUGGAGGACUCGACUGGGUAGUGAAGUAUCACAAAGAAAGCAGCAUGUAUUGUAUAUAAUGUAUGAUCAAAUGUUUUAAGACAGAUUGUUUUUAGUAAAAUGUAGCUUUUGAUAGUUGAUGUAUUUGUCAUGGUUGUCUUUGAUUAAAGGAAACUCACUGCCAGAUUCA
Jaculus jaculus (lesser Egyptian jerboa) is the source of this 1431-nucleotide messenger RNA. RefSeq names its product NSE4 homolog A, SMC5-SMC6 complex component (gene Nsmce4a). The coding region runs from base 103 to 1257 and encodes 384 amino acids. Gene Ontology annotation, cellular component: nucleus; Smc5-Smc6 complex. The transcript has 11 exons. The record is from RefSeq and is a predicted model, not a curated record. Gene Ontology annotation, biological process: DNA repair. Lineage: Eukaryota; Metazoa; Chordata; Mammalia; Rodentia; Dipodidae.